Cephus cinctus (wheat stem sawfly) is the source of this 2299-nucleotide messenger RNA. RefSeq lists its product as uncharacterized. The record is from RefSeq and is a predicted model, not a curated record. NCBI's taxonomy places the organism in Eukaryota, Metazoa, Arthropoda, Insecta, Hymenoptera, Cephidae. Bases 348 to 992 code for a protein of 214 amino acids. The transcript is spliced from 3 exons.
UUUUGGUUGCUUCUAAAUUUUUGUUGUCAAAUUUAAAGGCUUCGCUAGCCACUACGGCCUACGUAACAGGGCAAAUGUCAAACCAGACAUUAAAAAAAAACAAAAACCAAAAUUGGAUAGAAACCAUGACAAGAAAGGAAGACAAAGACGACAAUCAAGAUGAAGGAAAGGAGCAUAGUGAGGGAGAAGAGAACGAAGAAGAAACCAAAGAAAUUGCUACUGCAAGAAAUCCAACUCUUUUCAAUGACACUUUCACCGAAAACUCGUAGAAAGUAUGGGGAGAUAAACUACACGAAGAGGCCAAAUCAUUAAGCAAUACAGGAGGGGAUAGGACCAACGCACAUUACAUGCCGAAAUUAGCGGAUAGACUUCUAAAAGACAUUCGGUGGCUGCCACUAUGGUCCUGCAUCCUCAGAGACCAAUACGGUUAUGGCCGUGUGCCUGCAAGUAGUGCGCCAUCAGAAAGUGAUUUCAAUUAUGUGAAAACUCAUUUCCUUAAAAAACCUAAGCCUAUCAGAGCAGAUGAGUUUCUCGAAUUACAAAUUGCCAAUAUAAACGGUCGAAUGCAUAUCGCUGAUGCGAAAACAGUUGAUGUUUCAAGCGAGUAUCAUUCAGUUGUCGAUACCUCCAUUGGAAAUAUUAUCGAACAAGAGGAAGAUGAAUCGAACGAUGCGAUUUCUCCUUCAGUGGACAUCAUUGACAGUUCGAUCAAAGAUACUUCAAACAAAUCGGAGGAUAAGGAAACAGAAUAUAACAUAAUAGAGAUGAAAUCAAAAACGAUCGUUUGUGAACUGUGUGAAGUAGUUACGAAAGCCAAAUCAGACGGGAACGUCGAAAGCAGAGAUUUGUGUGAAGUAUGCAUAAAAAUCGAUGUCGAUCGAAUUUUUGCAUCACGAGAAGAAGAAGAUUGGCGAGGUAAAACAUCACAAGAUACAAGCAGCACAGAAACCAGAAAAAUAUUUUUAAAAAACGAAUUAAACAAAACCAGAUAAAAAGAUGUUCAAAGUAUUUGGCACUAAACCAAUAUGUAAUUGAUACAGCGAAUUGUGAAAAAUCAAAACAGAUUCCAUUAUUGAAAAAUGGUGGAUAUACAACGUUAAAAGUAUGUGCCGGCUCCUUCAAAUCGAGAGUAUACAAUCAUCAACCAUUAUUUGUACUAUACUAUAUUCAUUAAUAUAUCUGUUUUAAGGGUAUCAAAAUUGGACUUCUCAAUGUUACUCUAAUAAAAACGUGCGCGUUCGACAGCAUACUUCAAAUUCUGCUAGUUAUCUUAUUCGAUGAACCAGCUGCAGCAGAAACUUUUAAACUAUUAAAUGUUCCUAUUAUAAAACUGGCACUUUAUAUUUGGGCUAAUGGAUUAACAAGCCAUGCUUAUAGACAAAGGGCAACAAUUAUGUUUGAUUGGUACAAAAAUACUGGACGGAUGAAAUUUAAUGAAUUGGAAAAAAUAAAUAAUAAUCAGUUGAAGAGUCUAUGCGUGAACUGUAAAUCAAGUGUAGCUGGUUUAACAAACUCAUUAUUUUAUGAUAUACCAAGUCUGUACGAAACAUCAUGUUGUGAAGCGGGCUGCACAAAUAAGAACAUAAAAAUGGUCACAAUAGCAGUGAAGCCGCAGAUAUUAAAUGACCCAGAAUUUGAGAAGGUUUUAAUAAAGCACGUGGCUCUUGCACACGAACAGUUUUGUUCGAAGGAGGGAGGAUGUAAUAAAAAAGUAGUCACAGCUUUUUCACAAAUAGGAAACUUUUUGGCAUUUGAGCUUUAUGAGGAUCCGCUCAAAAUAUGUUCGCACUUGAUAAAAUACCGAAAAAAAUAAGCGAUCCUCUUGGUGGAAAGGAUUUAAUACUCAAAGGAGUGAUUAAUUAUAUCCCAGCUCGCCGUGUUCUUCGCAAAGCAGAAAUUAAUUAUAAUGAAUCCGGUCACUAUACAGCCUUUUGCUUGAGAUCAAGUGGAACAUGGAUGGAAUUUGACGAUAUUGGACCUGAACAAAAAGUGGUUCCUGAAAAACAAAAAGUUGACAUUCACGUCAUUAUAUACUUUCGAGUUUAAAAUUGUCCAAUAAAUUUAAUCUACUCAAAUAAUAUAGAAAUUACAAUUCCCCACAUGCGAGUGCGUUUGACCUACGGAAUGAAGGGGUUGAUGCAGAAAUAUCGAGCCGUUAAUUCAAGACGAAUUUAAGACCAAUUGCAACGUCCUACCUUUCUCGUACGCCGAGAUACAAGGAAAUAGGUAAAGAGGGGGUGAGUUCUGACCUAGGGGAUGAAGCGGUAAAAUUGGUCGUUGCAGAAAUGUCGAGCCGUUA